Anthonomus grandis grandis is the source of this 926-nucleotide messenger RNA. RefSeq names its product protein lin-37 homolog (gene mip40). The coding region runs from base 160 to 855 and encodes 231 amino acids. The transcript has 5 exons. Lineage: Eukaryota; Metazoa; Arthropoda; Insecta; Coleoptera; Curculionidae. The record is from RefSeq and is a predicted model, not a curated record. Gene Ontology annotation, biological process: negative regulation of transcription by RNA polymerase II. Gene Ontology annotation, cellular component: transcription repressor complex; Myb complex.
UUACUUUUUUACUUAACAUAUUUGACAAAUGGAUUUAAAAACAUAGACAACUAAUAAUUAAAUUAUUAAUAAAAUUAUAAUAAGUUACCCUGAAAAGCAGAAAUAUCCGUGAAUUUCUUCAUAUAAUAUAUUUAUUAUAAAGCACAAAAGAAGUUGAGCAUGACUAAAAAACCAAGACUUUCAACUGCCUCCACAUCAGUAAAAGUGGAAAUAAAAGAGGAAAACCUUGGAAAUGACUACCAAAUGGCUAAGGGAAGACUUAAGGGAGUACUUAAACAACUUACUGAAAAAGUAUCAGAUGAGGAAAGUGAUUCUUCUGAGGAAGGACACACAAGGAGACGAAAAAGUGAUAGAAAGAAAAAUGAAGUAAUACCAGCUCCCUACCACCAUACAUAUGUAAUGAAACUUUAUGAUAGAAGUGUGGAUCUUGCCAGGUUUGAAGAAGAUACACCUCUGUACCCACUUUGCAGAGCCUGGAUGGAAAACCAACCGAAAAACCCUCAGAGACUAAUCAAGCGCAGGUCAUCUUCUCCAGAACCAGAUAAUAACAACUCCUGGAACAAUAGCACUCUAGUUGAUGUAAAAAGAUUACCGCCUCCCUCUAGGCCCUUUGAAACUAGGAUUCCAUCUCCCCUUCCUGAGCAACUAGCACAAAGCAAAGAUAAUAUUAAUCUGGAUUAUACUGAAUGCCCUCCAGUAGAUAAAAAUAUUUUGAUCAGAAACCACUUACAAAGAUGGGUGAAAGUUAAACAAAAAUGGAAGGAAACGUCGGCUAAAAAUGAGGAAAGAUACGAUAUUAGCUUUGAGGUCCUUGAAUCUAUUUAUGAUAAGGCCCAAGAAAAAAUGGAUCAUUAAAACAAACAAGGCAUUAAUAACAUAAGAAUUUAUUUAGAUAUUUAUUAGAAAUAAAAUAUAUUGACAGUAAA